Abrus precatorius (Indian licorice) is the source of this 3482-nucleotide messenger RNA. RefSeq names its product scarecrow-like protein 9. Gene Ontology annotation, molecular function: sequence-specific DNA binding; DNA-binding transcription factor activity. Gene Ontology annotation, biological process: regulation of DNA-templated transcription. NCBI's taxonomy places the organism in Eukaryota, Viridiplantae, Streptophyta, Magnoliopsida, Fabales, Fabaceae. The transcript is spliced from 3 exons. The record is from RefSeq and is a predicted model, not a curated record. Bases 557 to 2785 code for a protein of 742 amino acids. Gene Ontology annotation, cellular component: nucleus.
ACACAACUCUGCAACUCAUCACCUUUUCGCGCUCUCUCUCUUUUUCUCUCUCUCAUUUACUUCCUCUUGGGACUUGUGUUCUUGUGGGUCUUACUAACACGGUAAACAACCUUGUCUCUCUUCUGGGUCAACCUCAAACCUCGCUUCUUUGUUUUUAUGCCUUUUCUUUUGCUGCUCUUCGUUUUCAUUAUGAGCUUCACUCUGUGUGUCGUUUUUUUUUUUCCUUUCACUGAGCUUGAUGUUUGACACUCACCCUCUUGGUGUCGUUUAAUUCAUAUCAUUACCUUAUUAUUAUAUACGUGUGUUUCUCUUUCUUCUCUCUUGUACCGAUGGUUUUGGUGAAGUUUUGCUCUUUCUCUCUUCUGUACUUUACUUUUCAGUGUAGAUUGUAGAGUCAUUACAACACGUGUUCGGUGGGUUUGGUUUGUGUUUUGAUGGUUCUCUUUUGGUUUUGAAGGAUUUUCUAUUGUUGAAAAAGGAGAGAGACUUGGUGAAAAGAAGGGGUGUUUGUUGAAGUUUUAGGACUAAAAAGUCUGGACUUUUAUGUAAAAUUUUGAUGAGAAUGGAUCCACGUGUUUUUGGGUUUAGUGGGUCUUCUAGUGAAAUCCGAUUGAGGAAUCAGUCUUUGCCAAUUUUGCAGAAUCAGAGAUUUGAAAAUGGUUUCUUUGAUCAAAGUAGGGAAUUUGGUUACCUUCAGUCCAAUCUAAUGAUACCAGCUAAUACACCUUCGUCCUCGGUUUUGACUCAUGAGGAACCUUCUCCGGAGGAUUGUGAAUUUUCUGAUUCGGUUUUAAGUUACAUCAGUCAGAUCCUUAUGGAAGAAGACAUGGAAGAUAAGACUUGUAUGCUUCAAGAUUCUUUGGAUCUUCAAAUUGCUGAGAAAUCAUUCUAUGAGGUUAUAGGUGAAAAGUACCCAUUUUCGGCUAUAGGGGAUCAAAGUUCUGUUGAUCCAAAUAAUGGGGGUGGGUAUGACAGCUUACCUGAAAAUUGUGGUGCCUGUCCUUGUAAUGAUGGUGAUCUCAGUAGCAUUUUUACUAACAAUUCUUUGCGGCGAAAUUUGGGGGAAGUUCCUAACCAAAAUUUGCAAGGCAAUAGCAUUUCACAGUCAUCUUAUAGCUCUUCAAACAGUGUAAUAAGUAGUGUGGAAGGGCCUGUGGAAUCUCCACACAGUAUUCUCCAGGUCCCUGAUGUGAACAGUGAGAGUCAAUCCAUUUUGCAAUUUCAGAAGGGUGUUGAGGAGGCUAGUAAGUUUCUUCCGAGUGGAAAUGGGCUCUUUGCUAAUUUGGAUACGGCUAAUUUUUCAACUCUAGAGCCUGAAAUGAGGACUGAUGAAUUGUCAAUUAAGGUGGAGAAGGAUGAGGGGGAGUCUUUGCUUGUUGGAUCCAAAGGAAGGAAGCAUCAUCACAGAGAAGAGGGAGAUGUUGAAGAAAAUAGAAGCAGUAAGCAAGCUGCGAUUUACUCUGAACCUACAUUGAGAUCGAAUAUGAUUGAUAUAAUCCUGCUUCAUAGUGUAGGGGAUGGCAAGAGGCAUUUUAUGGCUCGUCGCGAGGCUUUGCAAAAUAAGAAUGACAAGAUAGUAGUGUCAAAUGGCAAAUCAAAAGCUUCCGGUGGUGGAAAGGGACGUGGUAAGAAACAAAAUGGGAAAAGGGAAGUGGUUGAUUUGAGAACACUUUUGGUUCUUUGUGCACAAGCUGUUGCAGCAGAUGACUAUAAAAGUGCACAUGAGUUGUUAAAGCAGAUCAGGCACCACUCGGAUACGUAUGGAGAUGGAAAUCAGAGGCUGGCUAGUAUCUUUGCUGAUGGCCUUGAAGCACGCUUGGCUGGCACUGGAAGCCAAAUUUAUAAAGGACUUGUUAGCAAAAGAACAUCAGCUGCUGAUUUUCUAAAGGCUUAUUAUCUAUAUCUUGCUGCUUGCCCUUUUAGGAAGAUGACUAGUUUUAUCUCAAAUGUCACAAUAAAGAGCUGUGCAGAAAAUUCAAUGAGGAUCCAUGUUAUAGAUUUUGGUAUCCUUUAUGGUUUCCAGUGGCCCACUUUUAUUCAAAGACUUUCGUUAAGAUCUGAAGGACCCCCUAAACUUCGAAUUACAGGAAUAGACUUCCCACAACCUGGUUUCAGGCCUGCUGAGAGAAUUAUAGAAACUGGACGCCGCUUGGCAGCCUAUGCUGAAUCUUUCAAGGUGCCAUUUGAGUACAAUGGCAUAGCCAAAAAAUGGGAAACAAUUCAACUUGAGGAACUCAAGAUUGAUAGGGAUGAGUACCUUGUUGUUACCUGUUUUCAUCGUGGUAAAAACGUGCUGGAUGAAUCUGUGGUUGUGGAUAGUCCAAGGAAUAAAUUCCUCAGUUUGAUAAGGAAGAUCAAUCCGGAUAUAUUCAUUCAUGGCAUUACUAACGGCGGCUUUAACGCCCCUUUCUUUGUUACUCGAUUCAGGGAAGCACUGUUUCACUACUCUUCACUUUUUGACAUGCUUGAAACUAUUGUGCCUCGUGAGGACUGGGAAAGGAGGCUAAUUGAGAAAGAGAUAUUUGGAAGGGAAGCAUUGAAUGUUAUAGCUUGUGAAGGCUGCGAGAGAGUAGAGAGGCCAGAGACAUAUAGACAAUGGCAAGUUCGAAUUCUGCGGGCAGGAUUUUUGCAACAACCUUUUGAUCAUGAGAUAGUAAAGAGGGCAAUAGAGAAAGUAAGGUCUAGCUACCACAAAGAUUUUGUAAUUGAUGAAGAUAGCCAGUGGUUGUUGCAAGGUUGGAAAGGGCGAAUCGUCUAUGCCAUUUCUUGUUGGAAACCUGCAUGACUAACCAAGAUGGUACACGUGCAUCUCACUAGAGCUUUGUGAAUUAGCCUGACUUUUGAGUAGCUCAGGGUGUGCCCAAUAGGCAGGGUUCAAGAUCUAAAGUAAAUGUUCAAGCUGUGAGUUAAGUUGGGGAAAACAUGGUUGCUGAAUAUCCUGAACCUAAUGAACCUUGCCUUCUUUGGUCCUCCUAAGAAUUAUGGAUUAUUUACUUUUGAGGAAUACUCGUUGCACACCAGAUGGCGUGUUGUGAUUUGAGCUGUUCCAAAAGCAAAAGUUUGAGAAGGUUCAUGUGGCUAAUAUGCUGCAAAGGUCUCCUUACAUUUGCUUUUGAAGACUUGUUUCAACAUUUGACCUGUAAUGGAUGGUGGGACUGGGAGCCUCAUUAUUUAGAAUUUUGAACCUGGUUGUUGUUAUUUCAUUGUUGAAUUAAUAAUAAAUGAUCUAAUUUGAUGUGCCAAAUAUGACAAUGAUAUGCAUUUAUUACCUUCUAUUUGGACUUGCAGCCAAAUCUAUAGUUGGUCACCGUUCCUGUUACUUUACCUUUGAUUGGAUAGCUGAUGAAAGUUGUUCUUUGUUACAGUGGUAGCACUAUGAUUUGAACAUGUCCCUCGCAAAUCAUUGAAACCCUUUACCACUACCUCAUUGCUUGUACUAUUCAAAGUGGGGGAAAAGUAAUUCUAUUUAUACAUCCUAUUUU